This is a messenger RNA of Neocloeon triangulifer, 1822 nucleotides long. RefSeq lists its product as uncharacterized. The record is from RefSeq and is a predicted model, not a curated record. Lineage: Eukaryota; Metazoa; Arthropoda; Insecta; Ephemeroptera; Baetidae. The coding region runs from base 178 to 1599 and encodes 473 amino acids. Gene Ontology annotation, molecular function: protein binding. Gene Ontology annotation, biological process: neurogenesis. Gene Ontology annotation, cellular component: cytosol; P-body. The transcript is spliced from 5 exons.
UGCGCAUGUGUUUGUUUUAAUUUACUUUUCUGCAAAGACCCGCAAGACAGCAACAGGAGGAGUGCAAAUGCAAACUGCAUCUGCCUCUUCAUCACGUCUGCCUGCCAUAGCUGUUUCUGUUUGGCAAAUUUUCCAGAGGUUUUUUCAGUUUUGUAAGACUUUCAUCCAGACCUUAAAAUGUUUCAGCCAACAAUGAUGAGCAUCUUCAGCAACUGGGACUUAAAUCCAGCAACAAUCAAAAAUUCACAACUAGCGCUUGAAGAAAGAGAAUGGAAGCGCUCAGGUGAUGUGUUGUCCGACUACCUUCACCUGUUUGAAUCCUCGUCCAUGUACGACUGCACCUUCCGAGUGGAAGCUUCAUCGAAAACUUUGAAUACUAAACCUGAAGUUAAGGUCUUCAAAUGCCACAAACUGGUUCUGUCUGUUGCAAGCAAGGUGUUUCAAAUCAUGUUUUACGGAGACUUUGUAGAGGCGAGCAAAACACCAGAUGAUGAAAUUGUCAUCGAUGACACACUUCCAGCUGUUUUUGAGACAGCAAUGAGGUUUGUUUACGGCCGUAAAAUGGAUUUCAAAAAUGAAGUGAUUGCUGCUCAAGUCUACAAGUUUGCCAACAAGUGGCAAAUUAUCAGCCUUAUGGAUGCUGCCGACUUGUACCUGGAGAAAGUGUCACCUGAAAAUGUUGCCUUUGUUUACGACAUUUUCAAAGAGUGUGGAAACAAGGAAGGCUUGGAGAGAUGCAUGAAGGUGAUUACUGAGAACACUCGAGAAGUGCUACGCAGCCUGCGCUGGUGUGACGCAUCUGCAGAACUGGUCACAGAUGUGUUGAGCCAGCAAGACCUCUGCAUCGAGAGCGAAUGUGAAUUGCUCGAAGGUCUCUUUUGGUGGGGCGAAGCACAAGUGAAGAACAGAAUUGAGAAACCAUCAGAUGCUGAGGUGAGAGAGGCCAUCAACAAACCUCUGCAGAAGAUCCGCUUCCUAACAAUGGAACAACAAGAAUUUGCUGACUUCUGCCUGAAGAGCAGUAGUAACAUUUUGAGUGUAGAAGAGAAAUUUUACAUCAUGAUGAGUAUUACAACUGGAUCUAUGAAAAACUUCCCAAAGAACUUCAGCAUUGAGAAAAAACUUAGAGCAACUGUUAAGUCUACUGCACCUGAAAAAUUACUUUGGCUCAAUUUGCAGGCCAAUAAGUAUACUGAAAUCAAUUGUGAUAACAAUUGCUUAGAAUUCAGCGCAAACAAGAGGGUCAUAUUUGUAGGAUUUCAAUUGAAGUCGCUCUCUGCAUAUUAUUCAGGAAAUAAUUAUGGCUAUAGAAAACCAUACCUAGAAUCAUUUGAAUUUACUGAUGCACUGGGAGUCAAAAUCUAUGAAGGCUCCACUAAAGAUUUUGACGAGAAACUGAACUUCUACAGAACAGGGUGGAAAAUUGUUCUUGAGGCUGGUGCCAGGUACAAGAUUAUUGUGAAACACAAGCGCAAUAUUGCUAAACCAAAAUACAUUUCCCAACAUUUCAAAAACUUGGUCAUUAAUGAAGGCACCUUGACUGUUCAAUUGUAUGGCGAAUACUCUGGAUCUGGAAUUGACACUUUGAUUUUUUCUUAAUUUUUGUCUUUGAAAAUAGUAAUAAUUCUCUCUGUAAAUAUACAACAAUAUUUUUGUCAAUUCUCAUUGUUCCAUCUCUCCUUUAAGAACCAUGAAUUUGAUAGACAGGUGGAGCCCCAAAUGGAGAUCGGACAAUAUCCUUUGGAAUCCGUUCAAGUUUGUGUGUCACAAAAUGAUUAAAUUUUGCCCUCAUAAAUAAACUAAAUUUUUAUGAAAUACACUU